AUGGCCCUGACCGACAUACCAAAAUCUGAAUGGCAUGAAUUCUAUCCAUGGGCAAAAGAAGUACUGCCUCCUGAUAUGCCAGACGCCCUUGGACGAGUGGUAAAGAUUGUGAUGUUUGUUGAUGCCUCACAUGCUUCCAAUCUUGUUACACGUCAAUCCAGAACAGGUGUUCUUAUCCUCUUAAAUCAUGCACCGAUCGUUUGGUAUUCAAAGAAGCAGAAUGCUGUCGAAACAAGUUCUUUUGGAAGUGAAUUUGCUGCAUUGAAGACUGGUGUUGAAUUGGUUGAAGGUCUAGUAUACAAAUUGCAAAUGAUGGGCGUACCGAUUGAUGGCCAUUGCCAUACUCUUGUUGAUAACAACUCUGUUGUGAUUAUCGCAAGACGCCCGGAAUCUGUCUUGAAGAAGAAAAGCAAUUCUGUUGCUUAUCAUUAUGUUCGUUUGAAAUGUGCAAGUGAUCUCAUUCGAGUUGCUUGGGAUGGAACCAAAACAAAUCUUGCUGAUAUGUUAGCAAAGAUUCAUACUGGUAGAGAACGUGCUCGUCUGGUGGAAUUUAUUAUGUAUGAAGAAGACAAAAUUCCGAGAGUGGUACAAUCUGCCAUCAAAGCUCUGAAUUGUGCUUUUUGGUCUGCCUCCACACUAAAGCCGAUGAAUCGCCUUUGCUUUGAGUGGGCAUGGUCAUCCUUGGACUGUGUCGGCUUGGCGUCCUCCACGAGAGGUACCUGCAUUUUAUGUUAUUGUUACAAUGUUUCUUGA
Molecule: messenger RNA, 753 nt
Organism: Cylindrotheca closterium
Lineage: Eukaryota; Bacillariophyta; Bacillariophyceae; Bacillariales; Bacillariaceae
Source: the annotation of a GenBank genome assembly